This is a messenger RNA of Talaromyces amestolkiae, 2349 nucleotides long. RefSeq lists its product as uncharacterized. The coding region runs from base 1 to 2349 and encodes 782 amino acids. The transcript has 8 exons. Gene Ontology annotation, molecular function: zinc ion binding; DNA-binding transcription factor activity, RNA polymerase II-specific; RNA polymerase II cis-regulatory region sequence-specific DNA binding. Lineage: Eukaryota; Fungi; Ascomycota; Eurotiomycetes; Eurotiales; Trichocomaceae. Gene Ontology annotation, cellular component: nucleus. Gene Ontology annotation, biological process: DNA-templated transcription; positive regulation of transcription from RNA polymerase II promoter by galactose. The record is from RefSeq and is a predicted model, not a curated record.
AUGCCUUUGCAGGGAUCGGAUCGUGACCUCAAACGACGUCGAAUCGCGAUCGCGUGCAAUGAGUGUCGCGACCGGAAGAGAAAAUGCGACGGGGUCAGACCUGUCUGCGGCUCCUGUGCCAAACGAUCUUCUCCAGACUGCGUCUGGGAAGAGGGCAGGAGUGCCAAGGGGUGGAGUAACAGUUACGUGGAGUCACUGAGAUGUCGAAUUCAAGAACUAGAGAACAGUCGCCAGGCCAUUGCUGACACACCUAGUGUCGCCAUCUCAUCUACCAAAUCGGCUAAUCAGGACGACCCUGAAAUUACACCUGAAGUCUCGGCCCUAGGAUUCGUAGAAGAAGAAAGUGACGGGUCCGGAGUUCCUACGCAUCAUCAACAGUUUGUACCGUCUGAAGCGGUUGAUAUUUCGAAGGCAAACAGCCAUGUCUUGAGCACAAAUAAAACUACCUACGUGUCGGCUGCCAUGGGAUUCCAGGACGCCAAGGGGCCAGCGUCGUUGGACAAUCGUACCCCUAUGGAAGGCUAUGAGGGUGAUGAUGAGUCUGCAAUUGAUGCAAUGGGUGUUUUUGGGUCCGUCGGCCGUCGAGAGAGCCAGGGGCCUGACUUCUUUGGCCCUUCUAGCACCCUUAGCUUUCUUUGCCAGGCCCGUCGGGCCAUGAGUCGAAGCGAGGUUUCCCCGAACUGCGAUCGGCAGAAGAAUGCCAUGCUAGACUUCUUCCAGGAUGAAGCUAUCUCUGUAGGAGAGAAAUCUCGUUCUCCAUCAUUCGAAGCGUCCAAGAACAGAUUCAGCCUCGCCGGACAUCGGCUCAUCAUUCCACCAAGAAACCAGGCUGAUGCGUUGCUCGAAAGUUACUGGAUCAAAUUUCAUUCUCUGUAUCCGUUCCUGCACCGUCAAUCAUUUACCAAAAAGUAUCUCACUCUCUGGACACCUUCUUUUACUUACCAUUCCGCGCAGAUACCUCAAUCGCAACGGGAUAGAGUUUUUGCGCUGGGAUCUCAGUUUGACACCAUAGGGGAGGGCGGCGAUCGAAGUGAGCUUGGAUCGGCCUUCUUUGGGCGAGCUAAAGCUCUCAUAGACUUUGAUAUGCUUGCCCAAGGAAAUAUAUAUCUGGUCCAGAUACUCAUUCUCAUGGGUCAAUAUCUUCAGAGCACGGACAUGACGAGUGCGUGCUGGAACAUAGUGGGCCUCGCUAUUCGCGUUGCGCAAGGGAUUGGCCUUCAUCACGAACCGGAAUACUGCGAUCAGGGAUGCUGUUCCAAAGGCAACCUGAACCAAGUGGAGACUGAGAUGCGAAGACGAGCUUGGACUGGAUGCAUGAUUCUUGACAGAGUCUUAUCUAUGACUUACGGGCGACCUCUGAUGAUCCAGCCUGUUGUGUCUAAAGGAAGUGCUGCCCCAUCGGCGAUAGAUGAUGAGUUUUUGAGCCAGGACCCCACAACACCCGCAGCACAACCCCAAGAUGUUCCCAGCUUGACAGAAUGCUACGUCCAAUCUAUCAAAUUGCAGAAUAUUAUUGGUGAAGUUCUAUGGACCUUAUACUACGGGAGUGGUAACAAGGGAAACGGAAAGCUUGACAUCAAUAUUAAUCUCAUUGGAGCGUCCAUGGGAAACGACAAGCUCAAAAGUGGUGAUAUACAAAUUUUGCUCAAUAUCGACAAGUCACUGUGUGCCUGGAGCCAAAACUUGCCCGCUUGGCUGAAACCCCAGAAUUACAAUCCAAGGACCUUGGCGAACGAGUCGUUCGGGCGCAGAACCGCUAAAUUUUACAGACAAGCAACCAUUCUACAUGCAAGGUAUCUCCAUGUGCGGUUGAUCAUGUUCCGGCCGGUAUUAUCGGCGCUCCUCCAUUUGAGUAGUGGCGGCCCACACUCCGAACCAGACAAUUCGAUGGAGUCGGUGAUGCACCAAAGUAUGCUGGAGCAAGGUGUCAACCUGUGUGUUUCGUCAGCUUGUGACCUUGUCGAACUGAUCACUGAUAACCUUGAAAUCUAUAAUGAUAUCCUUCCGCCACCAUGGCACAAUGUUUUCUUUGCGCUAUUGUCUUUCUUAUCUGUCGUUUGUGUUGCCUCGAUCGAAUUGAACAUUACAAAGCCGAUCUGCAAGGAGAUGUUUAAGGCUGUUCGAGGCCGUUCAAGCAAAGAUUUUUCCCUCGCAAACCGGCACGAUGUGCCAGCAAAUUUGAACUGGGGCCAAAAUUCACCACUACUGCACGAGAAUUCCCAAAAGUCCUUUGACAAUGCCAUAUUUUCCGAUGAAGGGACUGCAAAUUGGAUAAAUGAUCCUUCCGAGAUAAAUUGGCUCUCGGUAUUCCCAUUUGUUGAGGGCUUUAAGGAUGGUGUUCCGUUUUAA